AUGAGCGAAGCAGGACCACAAGUAAAAAUUAGGGAAGCUACGAAAGAUAACGUGGAUUUUAUCUUAUCUAAUGUGGAUUUAGCAUUAGCUAAUUCCUUCCGUAGAGUGAUGAUUGCUGAAAUCCCCACCUUAGCUAUUGAUUCAGUUCAGAUAGAAACAAAUACUACCGUGCUGGCUGAUGAAUUUAUUGCUCACAGGUUAGGGUUGAUUCCAUUACAAAGUUUGGAUAUUGAACAGCUGGAAUAUAGUCGUGAUUGUUUCUGUGAAGAUCAUUGUGAUAAAUGUUCUGUCGUGUUAACUUUACAAGCAUUUGGGGAAAGUGAGAGUACUACCAAUGUGUAUGCCAAGGAUUUAGUGAUUGUUUCCAAUUUACUUGGUCGUAAUAUUGGUCAUCCAAUCAUACAGGAUAGAGAAGGGAAUGGUGUGUUAAUAUGUAAACUAAGAAAAGGACAAGAAUUAAAAAUAACGUGUAUUGCCAAGAAGGGGAUAGCCAAGGAACAUGCGAAAUGGGGUCCUGCAGCAGCCAUAGAAUUUGAAUACGAUCCAUGGAAUAAAUUAAAGCAUACUGACUACUGGUACGAACAAGAUGCUACUAAGGAAUGGCCAAAUUCUAAGAACUGUGAGUACGAAGACCCUCCAAAUGAAGGCGAAUUAUUUGAUUAUAAAGCUAAGGCCGAAACAUUUUAUAUGAAUGUGGAAACUGUCGGGUCCAUACCUGUGGACCAAGUUGUUGUCAGAGGUGUAGAUACACUUCAAAAGAAAGUUGCAUCUAUAUUAUUAGCAUUAACACAAAUGGACCAAGAAAAAGUUAAUUUUGCCACGAAUCCCAACGGUGUCAGUGGCCGUGAGGGCAUGAUGAAUGGAGGAGACAAUGAUGUUAAUAUGGAUGGUGGAAUGGAACAAAACUCAUACGCAAAUGUCGCUAAUCCGGGAGGUGCAUAUGAUAAUGCUUGGUGA
Naumovozyma castellii is the source of this 957-nucleotide messenger RNA. It is a transcript of the gene RPB3, whose product is annotated as DNA-directed RNA polymerase II core subunit RPB3. Lineage: Eukaryota; Fungi; Ascomycota; Saccharomycetes; Saccharomycetales; Saccharomycetaceae. The record is from RefSeq and is a predicted model, not a curated record. The coding region runs from base 1 to 957 and encodes 318 amino acids. The transcript has a single exon.